AUGGUUACUUACAACACGUUGAUCCACGGGUUUUGUAAGAAAGGUGAUAUGGAGGGUGCCACGAGGGUUUUUGACAGACUGGUUGAGAGUAAGAGUUGCAAGCCGGAUGUGGUGAGUUUUGCCACUUUGAUUGAAGGGUCUUGUUUGAGCGGUGAAGCGGACGAGGCCAGGAAGAUGAUGAGUAGGAUGCGGUUGAAUGGUUUGAAAGACGACGUUGCCAUAAACACUAGCUUGUUGAAGGUGUUUUUCAUUGUGGGGAAGUUUGAUGAGACUGUUGAGCAUUUGAGGGAAAUGGUUAGUCACAGGAUGAAGCCAGAUGUGAAAGCGUAUGGGGUUGUCGUCAAUGAGUAUUGCAAGAUUAGAAAACCAAGCGAAGCAGUGUUGCUUCUGAGGGAAAUGGUGGUGAGGGGUGUUAAGCCAAUUACCAACGAACGAAUCGUGUCUGAAACAUUCCCCGUAGCGGCGGCGCUGUCUCUUUGGCGCGGCCGCUACCACCACCACUGCACCACACCACACACACAUUUUCCAUUUUCCCCGCCAAACCAACAAGGCUUUUGUUUAUGA
Glycine soja is the source of this 564-nucleotide messenger RNA. RefSeq names its product pentatricopeptide repeat-containing protein At4g20090-like. Lineage: Eukaryota; Viridiplantae; Streptophyta; Magnoliopsida; Fabales; Fabaceae. Gene Ontology annotation, molecular function: protein binding. The record is from RefSeq and is a predicted model, not a curated record. Bases 1 to 564 code for a protein of 187 amino acids. The transcript is spliced from 3 exons.